Messenger RNA from Fundulus heteroclitus (mummichog), 2386 nucleotides. Its product is annotated as interferon alpha/beta receptor 2. The transcript is spliced from 7 exons. The coding region runs from base 404 to 1867 and encodes 487 amino acids. The record is from RefSeq and is a predicted model, not a curated record. Lineage: Eukaryota; Metazoa; Chordata; Actinopteri; Cyprinodontiformes; Fundulidae. Gene Ontology annotation, molecular function: protein binding.
CCAUGAACGCAUCGCCAGCAGGAGGACAGAAACGGUUCCCAGGAUUGGUCUCCUCCUUUUCUCCCCUAUGAGAGCAUUUCCUGGACCUCCUGCACGGUGGACGCGGCUUUGAUUCCUUCUGCCUUCACUUCCAAACAAACAGCCCCAAUUUCUGGCUUAAAUCCGCUCCAGGUUCCGUAGUUUCACUCGAUACGGACGACGCUACUUUGAGCUUUUAAGCUAGCGACACGUUUCCGGGUAGCGGGCUUUUUUUUUUUUUUCUAAAGCGGAUCCUCUAAAUAUUGUUGAGCUAACCGAAGCUGAAGGGGCGAUCAGUGUUUAUUGUUUAGCCCUAUAAAGAGUAUAUUUACUGUUUUAUUCUGAGUAAUGCCGGUUAAAGAAGGAGGACUGAGAUGUGGGCGUCAUGUCUGAGCUGCUGUGGAUUCUCACCUGGCUGCCCCUGGUUCUGACAGCUGUGGCUGAACUCCCAGCGCCCUCCAAUCUCACCGUGACCUUAGAGCCGUCGGGUUACUUCCUGACAUGGCAACCCGGAGCAGGAACGCCCGCCGGGACGUUUUACCGAGUUAAAACCAAAACCUCGAUGGACGCUCGGUGGUUCCCGGUAAAGGACUGCCAAUGCGUCCAGGAGCCGCAGAGCUGCAACCUGACUGGUCCGUUUAUUCAUGCGAUGGAGGAGUACAACGUCCAGGUAAUGGCUCACCUGGGGAACCGGACGUCCCCGCCAGCCGAGCUGAAAAGAUACGUUCCUAUCGCCCACCUGCCGCCGCCCCUGAUCAACGCCACGCAGUGCGGCUCCAUCGUCUGCGUCAGCUUCCUGCCUCCGUCCCAGCACCACCUCUACAUCUAUAGUCUGCUGCAUUACGAGCUUCGGAUCAAAAGGAGCGGCGUCGAGGAACCCGAGGUCCUAACCCUCCAGUCCCUGACGGCCCACAAUGAGACCAACGUGGCCCCGGGCCAGAAGUACUGCUUCUCCCUCCGGUUCUCAGACAGCCAGUUUAAAAUGAAGUUUAACUUCAGCGAGCCUGUUUGCACCUCCAUCCCAAGGAACACUUCUUCAGACGCAGCCGUCGCCACAGUGAUGUGUUUAAUGGUGAUGGCCGUCAUCGCUGUCUUCGCUCUGCUGUACGGGACCGGCUUCCUCUGCCUGAAGCGCCACCUGAUGCCAUCGGUCCUGAUCUCCAUCCAUCACCGAUCUGAUGAAGACCGAAUCAUCUACAGCGCUUCUCUGCCCUCUCUGCUGAACGUCAGGCUGAUAGCGCCCCCUGUCGGUGGGACCAGCUCCAGCCAUUUGUUUUCAGACCAAACUGACGAGUGCGGUUCAGAGACCUCCUCUGGGGCGUGUUACACUCAGCGGCUGGGCAGCAACGUUCCCUCCUCCUCCUCCUCCUCAUCUUCAUCUCUGGCUUCCAAACCUGAACCUGCAUCCACCUCCUGCUACAAGGAGACGGCAGAAAGCUCAGCGCUGCCGCCUGAAGACCUGACUGUUACACAAGCUCAGCCUGGAGCUGAGCAGAACCCUCUGAGAGCGGACAGUUUGGUAAGGGUGAGAACUGAGAGGAAAAAGGAGGAGGAGGAGGAGAAGAAAAAGGAGGAGGGGGCGGUGGGACAGGAUGUGAACCUUUUCAGUUUAACCUUCGGCCAGCCGGAGCAGCACAAUGAGGAGGAAGAAGAGGAGGAGGAGGUCCUUCCAGACGUUCCAGAGGAGCCCGCCUCUCCGGCACCUCCUCCGGUUCCGCCUGCAGCCGCAGCGUCAUCCCAGACUGCUGCUGCUGCUGAUGAUGAUGAUGAAGAGCAGGAGGAGUGGGAAUACAUGUGCAGACUUCCUUCUCGGGUUUCUGAACACUUGCUGCGCUCCGAUCAGGGCUGAAACCGGGCCGGAGCGGCGAUGAAAAAGGGACCGAAGGCGUUCUGGAGACUCCGCGGCACAAGAACUCGUCUUUAUUUCCUGGUUUCAUUAUUCUACAGUUUCAUGCAGAGACUUCACUCUGGGUUCUGGAUCUCCUCUGCCCAUCUCAGCCCGAGGAGAACCAGAACCUCUGGAGACACUUUUAGAUGACUUGACCUCCUGUUCGGUACCACAUGUUCGUAAAUCCAGUGACUUCCUGCAUCCAGCCCUGUAAAAUCUCUCUCCGAAUGUUUCUGGGUGUCCUCAGGUCCGAUCUAACAGGGGGUUCUGGUUUCCCCCCGUUUACUGGUUUGGCUUUCUGCUCUUCAUGCAGUAACACAUGCUUGGCUUAAUUGGUCAGAGUGUCUGCUCGGGUCGGACCUGCCGUCCACAACACUGCAAAAAAUGAACUAAAAGUAAGUAAAGUGUUUCUGAAAUGAGUGUUUUUGUCCUUGAUUUGAUCAUCUGCCGCUGGAAUGAGUGUUUUUACCCCUAAAAUAA